ACACACACCUGUCACACACACCUGUCACUUACACCUGUCACACACACCUGACACACACACUUUUCAGAGACAUGAAGAAAGGUACUAUACACACUCACCUGGCACACACUCACCUGUCACACACACACCCUUCAGAGACAUGAACAAUGGUACUAUACACACUCACCUGACACACACACCCUUCAGAGACAUGAAGAAAGGUACUAUACACACUCACCUGACACACACUCACCUGUCACACACACACCCUUCAGAGACAUGAACAAUGGUACUAUACACACUCACCUGUCACACACACCCUUCAGAGACAUGAAGAAAGGUACUAUACACACUCACCUGUCACACACACACCUGUCACACACACCCUUCAGAGACAUGAAGAAAGGUACUAUACACACUCAUCUGACACACACUCAUCUGUCACACACACCCUUCAGAGACAUGAAGAAAGGUACUAUACACACUCACCUGUCACACACACGCCUGUCACACACACCCUUCAGAGACAUGAAGAAAGGUACUAUACACACUCACCUGACACACACACCCUUCAGAGACAUGAAGAAAGGUACUAUACACACUCACCUGUCACACACACACCUGUCACUUACACCUGUCACACACACCUGACACACACACUUUUCAAAGACAUGAAGAAAGGUACUAUACACACUCACCUGUCACACACACAGCUGUCACACACACCCUUCAGAGACAUGAAGAAAGGUACUAUACACACUCACCUGACACACACACCCUUCAGAGACAUGAAGAAAGGUACUAUACACACACCUGUCACACACACACCUGUCACACACACCCUUCAGAGACAUGAAGAAAGGUACUAUACACACUCACCUGACACACACUCACCUGUCACACACACCCUUCAGAGACAUGAAGAAAGGUACUAUACACACUCACCUGUCACACACACCAUUCAAAGACAUGAAGAAAGGUACUAUACACACUCACCUGUCACACACACACCUGUCACUUACACCUGUCACACACACCUGACACACACACUUUUCAAAGACAUGAAGAAAGGUACUAUACACACUCACCUGUCACACACACACCUGUCACACACACCCUUCAGAGACAUGAAGAAAGGUACUAUACACACUCACCUGACACGCACACCCUUCAGGGACAUGAAGAAAGGUACUAUACACACUCACCUGUCACACACACACCUGUCACUUACACCUGUCACACACACCUGACACACACACCCUUCAGAGACAUGAAGAAAGGUACUAUACACACUCACCUGACACGCACACCCUUCAGAGACAUGAAGAAAGGUACUAUACACACUCACCUGACACACACUCACCUGUCACACACACCCUUCAGAGACAUGAAGAAAGGUACUAUACACACUCACCUGUCACACACACAAUUCAAAGACAUGAAGAAAGGUACUAUACACACUCACCUGUCACACACACACCUGUCACACACACACCUGUCACACACACCCUUCAGAGACAUGAAGAAAGGUACUAUACACACUCACCUGACACACACUCACCUGUCACACACACCCUUCAGAGACAUGAAGAAAGGUACUAUACACACUCACCUGUCACACACACGCCUGUCACACACACCCUUCAGAGACAUGAAGAAAGGUACUAUACACACUCACCUGACACACACACCCUUCAGAGACAUGAAGAAAGGUACUAUACACACUCACCUGACACACACACCCUUCAGAGACAUGAAGAAAGGUACUAUACACACUCACCUGACACACACACCCUUCAGAGACAUGAACAAAGGUACUAUACACACUCACCUGUCACACACACAGCUGUCACACACACCCUUCAGAGACAUGAAGAAAGGUACUAUACACACUCACCUGACACACACACCCUUCAGAGACAUGAAGAAAGGUACUAUACACACACCUGUCACACACACACCUGUCACACACACCCUUCAGGGACAUGAAGAAAGGUACUAUACACACUCACCUGACACACACUCACCUGUCACACACACCCUUCAGAGACAUGAAGAAAGGUACUAUACACACUCACCUGUCACACACACACCUGUCACUUACACCUGUCACACACACCUGACACACACACUUUUCAAAGACAUGAAGAAAGGUACCAUACACACUCACCUGUCACACACACACCCUUCAGAGACAUGAAGAAAGGUACUAUACACACUCACCUGACACGCACACCCUUCAGGGACAUGAAGAAAGGUACUAUACACACUCACCUGUCACACACACACCUGUCACUUACACCUGUCACACACACCUGACACACACACCCUUCAGAGACAUGAAGAAAGGUACUAUACACACUCACCUGACACGCACACCCUUCAGAGACAUGAAGAAAGGUACUAUACACACUCACCUGACACACACUCACCUGUCACACACACCCUUCAGAGACAUGAAGAAAGGUACUAUACACACUCACCUGUCACACACACACCUGUCACUUACACCUGUCACACACACCUGACACACACACUUUUCAAAGACAUGAAGAAAGGUACUAUACACACUCACCUGUCACACACAUGCCUGUCACAUACACCCUUCAGAGACAUGAAGAAAGGUACUAUACACACUCACCUGUCACACACACACCUUUCACACACACCCUUCAGAGACAUGAAGAAAGGUACUAUACACACUCACCUGUCACACACACACCUGUCACACACACACCUGUCACACACACCCUUCAGAGACAUGAAGAAAGGUACUAUACACACUCACCUGACACACACUCACCUGUCACACACACCCUUCAGAGACAUGAAGAAAGGUACUAUACACACUCACCUGUCACACACUCACCUGUCACACACACCCUUCAGAGACAUGAAGAAAGGUACUAUACACACUCACCUGACACACACACCCUUCAGAGACAUGAAGAAAGGUACUAUACACACUCACCUGUCACACACACACCUGUCACUUACACCUGUCACACACACCUGACACACACACUUUUCAAAGACAUGAAGAAAGGUACUAUACACACUCACCUGACACACACACCCUUCAGAGACAUGAACAAAGGUACUAUACACACUCACCUGUCACACACACAGCUGUCACACACACCCUUCAGAGACAUGAAGAAAGGUACUAUACACACUCACCUGACACACACACCCUUCAGAGACAUGAAGAAAGGUACUAUACACACUCACCUGACACACACACCCUUCAGGACAUGAAGAAAGGUACUAUACACACUCACCUGUCACACACACAGCUGUCACACACACCCUUCAGAGACAUGAACAAAGGUACUAUACACACUCACCUGUCACACACACACAGCUGUCACACACACCCUUCAGAGACAUGAAGAAAGGUACUAUACACACUCACCUGUCACACACACACCUGUCACACACACCCUUCAGAGACAUGAAGAAAGGUACUAUACACACUCACCUGUCACACACACACCUGCCACUUACACCUGUCACACACGCCUGACACACACACCCUUCAGAGACAUGAAGUAAGGUACUAUACACACUCACCUGACACACACACACCCUUCAGAGACAUGAAGAAAGGUACUAUACACACUCACCUGACACACACUCACCUGUCACACACACCCUUCAGAGACAUGAAGAAAGGUACUAUACACACUCACCUGUCACACACACACCUGUCACACACACCCUUCAGAGACAUGAAGAAAGGUACUAUACACACUCACCUGUCACACACACACCUGUCACACACACACCUGUCACACACACCCUUCAGAGACAUGAAGAAAGGUACUAUACACACUCACCUGACACACACACCCUUCAGAGACAUGAAGAAAGGUACUAUACACACUCACCUGUCACACACAUGCCUGUCACAUACACCCUUCAGAGACAUGAAGAAAGGUAC
Messenger RNA from Boleophthalmus pectinirostris (great blue-spotted mudskipper), 3922 nucleotides. Its product is annotated as filaggrin-2-like. The record is from RefSeq and is a predicted model, not a curated record. NCBI's taxonomy places the organism in Eukaryota, Metazoa, Chordata, Actinopteri, Gobiiformes, Gobiidae. Bases 1250 to 2179 code for a protein of 309 amino acids. The transcript is spliced from 5 exons.